AUGCAGGAGCUCGUAUGCGGUUGUGCGGGCGUACCAACAAAGGAGAAUAGUAGGUCAACCAGGUGUGGUUGCGAUGCAAAGAUUCGUCUCUUGCGUUCUGCUGACAAUGGAUGGUAUAUCAGUGAGCACCACAGCGAGCAUAACCACCCUCUGUCUAUUACAUGCGGGCAGAAGCUACAUUGGAAGUCGCACAGGUACAUUGAUAUACACUCUAGAGACUUGGUGAAGCAGUUACGAGAAAACAAUGUAAGCCUAAGCAAGUAUACAGUAUUGUUGGAAGCUACUUCGGUACGUUGGAAAAUGUACCCUUCACCAAAAGAUCAUUGA
This is a messenger RNA of Triticum turgidum subsp. durum (durum wheat), 327 nucleotides long. NCBI's taxonomy places the organism in Eukaryota, Viridiplantae, Streptophyta, Magnoliopsida, Poales, Poaceae. The record is from the annotation of a GenBank genome assembly.